AUGGUGAGAGCUCCUUGUUGUGAAAUGAUGGGAUUGAAGAAGGGACCUUGGACUCCUGAAGAAGAUCAAAUCUUGGUGUCUUACAUUCAAAGUUACGGGCAUGGCAAUUGGCGAGCACUCCCAAAACAAGCUGGUUUGUUGAGGUGCGGUAAGAGUUGUAGGCUUCGAUGGAUAAAUUACUUACGACCAGACAUUAAACGAGGAAACUUCAGCAAUGAAGAAGAAGAAACUAUCCUUAGGCUACAUCAAAUUCUUGGAAACAGAUGGUCUGCUAUCGCAGCAAGAUUACCAGGAAGAACAGACAAUGAGAUCAAGAAUUAUUGGCACAGCCAUCUAAAAAAGAGAUUUCUACAAAAUUUGGACAACCCAAAUGAACAUUGCACAAGAACUCCGGAAAGGGCAAUGAUCAAUAAUACUAGUUCAUCACAGCCUGAGAAUUUCAGAGCCCAUCAAAGUAGAUGUCAAAGUCCCGGUAAUAAACGAAUCUUCCAGCAAGAUUCGCCGCAAGAAAUAUUGAGUUCUAUGGAAAAAGUGGAAGCCAUGAAUUGUUUCAAUAGCAAAAAUGAUAUGGAGGAAUUUUGGUAUGACCUCCUCGUGAAAGCAGGAAACUCGAGAGAGGUGUUCGAAAAUUUGAGACAAUUCGGAUAG
This is a messenger RNA of Dovyalis caffra, 648 nucleotides long. Lineage: Eukaryota; Viridiplantae; Streptophyta; Magnoliopsida; Malpighiales; Salicaceae. The record is from the annotation of a GenBank genome assembly.